AUGAAGGUCGGCCGGGGCGUCCCCAUGACCGUGUUGGAGACGAGGAAGCUAACAGAGGGCACGGGGGAGGGGUCAUUUGAUGACCCAAAAGUCCUAUACAAUACCGAUAUCGAGCACGUCUCGAGGGAGCUGAUCCAGCAGUGCGAGACUAUCGUCAAAGCCGAGGCGAGACGUCUGGGGAUGACGUGUGUUAUCAUACGUGGCGACCUCCACAACACCACGCGCACGAUUGAUGUGUGGACUAAGAAGGUGAUCAUGGUUGAAGAUCCUCGGGACCCAAGCAAGCAGAUGCCCCUGUUGGAGCCUCUCGAUGAUCACCUGACAGUUUCCUUUGGGACGGUGCUGGAUGACCCGUCAACGUUUGGAACUGACAACAUCCAGCUGCAAGGCCAUGUUUUUGUCAACGUCGAGCGCCAUUCUGAUUCUACGAGUUGGACGGGCCGGCGGCACGAAAGUGGACUCAUCUUGUCACAGCCGCUGUGGGAGAUGUCUGAUGAGUUUGUCAAGGGUCUUGCGAAAAUCACAGCUUCCGGCGGCUCGCCGAAAGCGCCAGACAUUUUCUGGGCCCUCUCUCCCAACGACGUCCCACCGUCGGUGAAGGCGGCGGUGGAAUCGGCCGUGCGGCAGCAGACCUUGGAGAGCUUGCUCACAUGCGCCAUCAUCAGGCUCGAGACCCUGGGGGGGUACUAUUCCACGGACACCUCAAGAACAGACCAGCCCAUCGGUCACUUCGCGAUAUAUCUAGGCACUAACCCAGCAAACACGGAUCUGAAAACCCACCUCUCCACCGACCAGGGAAGCCCGCCCAAGAGCCAGCCCAAGCCGCCACCGACCAGCGGCGCCGGCAAAGACAAGGUCCCGAGACACCACGUCUCAGGGACGGACGCGGAUGAGCAGCUUGAUGGCGCCCGAACCCCGUCGAUGGGCGAGAUCGAGGAGGAAUACGGCCGGGUGGAAGAGCGGUCUAAGAAUUCGGGCAGGAGGCUCUCGAGGAUUACAGCCAGCCUCGACAACUGGAGGCGUUUGAAGUAG
This is a messenger RNA of Diaporthe citri, 1032 nucleotides long. RefSeq lists its product as uncharacterized. The transcript has 6 exons. Lineage: Eukaryota; Fungi; Ascomycota; Sordariomycetes; Diaporthales; Diaporthaceae. The record is from RefSeq and is a predicted model, not a curated record. The coding region runs from base 1 to 1032 and encodes 343 amino acids.